AUAGAUUGAUGGAUGUAAAUAACGACCUCGAAUUGAUAAAAGAUGUUUAUAUGCAAGCAGAUAUGAUGGGAUUGACAGAAUUAGUGAAAUUAGUAGUUAAUUAUAUGUGUGGAAUGGUAAAUGAAUUGAAUUUUGAAGAAAUAUUAGUAUUUUGUUGGGACAAAGAGCAUUGUAAAUCGCUGAAGGAAUCAGCCUUAAAUUUUGUGAGUGCUUAUGUUAAAUCGGUUAAAUUAAGCAAAAACACGGAAUAUAUUAAGAAAUCAGUAAACAAUGAAGUCGUUACUUAUAGCAAAAUAUGGGAGAAAGAAACUGAGUAA
This is a messenger RNA of Scutellospora calospora, 317 nucleotides long. The record is from the annotation of a GenBank genome assembly. Lineage: Eukaryota; Fungi; Glomeromycota; Glomeromycetes; Diversisporales; Gigasporaceae.